CUAAAUCGCGACUGCAACCGUGAAUUAAUAUUCCAUGCUUAUUCUUUGUUUUGUAAACAAAUCCGUCAAUCUAGAAAUUAUGCGAAAAGAAGUUAUUUGUCUUUAAAGUCGUAUUUAGUAGACCUUAAAGUUACCUAUCGACUUCAUAAAGUCGGAAAUGCAAUCGACUUCAUAAAAUUAUAGCACACGAAGAGUUUUGACCUAUAAUGUUUUUAAUUUUAAUACUAUACACAUACUUAAACUUUGUUAAAUACAAUCACAGUUCUUUUUUAAUUUAUAAUUCUUUAUCAUGAUGUUAACUUACCUGAAAAAGAGAGCCUUGUUCACCUACAUGAAAACUAGUCAUUUAGCAAAAUUCAAUGUUCAGCAAUGUGCUGCCCAAUAUUCAACUGCUCAAAAUCAAAAAUUAAAAGUCUAUGAUGAAAUUUCAAUCCAUAAAAAGAAAAACAAAAUAAAACCUAAACCUUAUGAGGAAUUAUUGAAAGUACUUGAAGCUCGAGAACAAACUCUCCAUGUUCAAAGUCGGCAAUCCGUGCAAAAGUUGAAAGAAAACUCAAGUUCAAUAAGCUUGGGAAAGGACCUAUUCAAAUCAAAUGCUUCUGAAUUAAACCUAGACGCCAAUGAUGGAAUAUUUACAGUUAAACCCGAUGUUAAAACCAGAAGUAAAAGUACUUCAGAGAAUAAAACGGCUAAUGAAGCUAAGACAAAACAAUCCAAUAAAGGAAAUCUCGUAAAAGCCAAAAUUAAGAAAGAACUGUCGGCUAAUCAAAAAGAAAUGCUUAAAACAACUAAGUUUGCACAUGCAAUGAAAACCUUGAAGUCAUACAUAGAAGUCUGCAUUAAUAUAGAUGAGGUGGGAAAAGCACAUUAUGCUUUUGAGAGGUACUUGAACAAAUAUGAGACUAAGUCUGUUGAUGUCAGUGUUUAUAAUAUGUUGAUUUCUGGCUGGGCUCAGAAAGGUCGCUUGGAUAAAGUUAAGAAAAUAGUUUCUCAAAUGUCUGAAAAUUCUAUUUCUCCAAAUUUGCAAUCUUAUGCAGGCUACUUAGAAUGCAUUGGUAGAAGCAAAUUUCUAGAUAUUUCAGAAAUUCAGCAUGUAGUAAAGGAAAUAAAAUCUAAAGGCUUUUCUUGUUCUGAUAUUCUACAUAAAUGUACUUUUGUAGCAGACCAAAAAGAAAAGAUAACCGAGGUGUUAGGAUUUGUGGAAUCAAAUCUUUCCACACCGUCACUGGGAAAAGAAAGUUCUAUAUAUUCAUGUGAACUUCUCAAUAAGUUGAAUGAUAAAUCUUAUGGAAGAGGAGGUAGACACCUUGAUCUUUGCUUUGAAGAAAAAGAUAUACCAAAACAUGCUGCAAAUCAAAUGCAAAGUGAAAUUAAGUAUAGCCUUGAGAUUAGAUCAGUAGAUGCAAUUACAAAAUUGGAUGCAAAAGUUCUUAAAUCUAGGAAGUAUUUAAAAGAAUGUGAAGGCGAGUGGAGGAAAAAACUUACGCAGGUUUUGAAAAACAUUAAAAGUCUUGAAAAACGAUCUCUUGGAAUUCGAAUUCGUAAAACAUCAAUUUAUCCAUAUUUAGCUGUGAUUGAUACUGAUAUUCUCGUGGAUCUUUUACUUCAGGAAGUAAGAUUACUUUCUGAAACUGGGGAGUUUUUCAGCCUUAAUGAAGGUACCAUGUAUAAAGCGCUUGGACACAAAGUUAUGAACCAUUACUUUGUUUGGCUGAAUCAAAAACAUAAAAUAACAGACAAGGUGUUAUUCAUUUAUCAACAUUACCUAGAUUAUCUUCUUAAUCCUGAACUUUGUGAAAAAUAUACGCCAAGGGAAUAUUGGGAGAAGUUGAAAUUAGAUUAUUCGAGUGGACCUAGUAUUGAUAUUUCACAUAAUAACUGGCCUCCUGAUGUCUUAUUACAUAUUGGAAAAUAUCUAUAUGAUAUUCUUCGCAAUAAUAUUGCAUUUAAUGCUGAUUGUGUUCGUCAUAAAGCUCCCAGCAAGGUUAUGAGUCAAGCAUUUUAUACUGCAUAUGAAGGAAUGGAUUUAAAAUUAUCUAAACAAAUAAGGACACAUUCCUUGUUGUGCAAGUUAUACCGAGAUGCAAAACUAGAGAAUUUAGUUUUUGAUACAACUUUAGUUCCUAUGCUUUCUCCUCCGAAACCUUGGGUAAAGCAUGAUUCAGGAGGCUUGCUCAUAACUACAACCCCUUUUAUUCGAUUUCCCAUUCAAGCCACUCAUCAAGCUGCUCGCUACUCUAAAAUGCCUUCUUAUCAACUGAAUCCUUGUUUCGAUUCACUAAAUAGUCUUUCAUUAUGUCCUUGGAUCAUUAAUAAACCAAUAUUAGACCUGGUAAUUGAUGUCUUUAGAAAUGGGGGUAGUGAUGAACUUGAAAUACCUCUGAAUCCAUCUUCAAGCCCUUCUCUUCCAAAAUUUCUUCCGUCUAUGACUAAGAAGGAAAAGGCUGUUAUUCGUAGACAAAAACAAGAACUGAAGAAAAAGAAAUGUGAAAUGACAAGCCUUUGGUAUGACUGUCUCUACAAACUGAGCAUUGCUAACCAUUUUCGAGAAACAGUUUUUUGGUUCCCUCACAACUUAGAUUUCCGAGGUCGAGUGUAUCCAACACCCCCUCACUUUAAUCAUUUGGGAAAUGAUAUGGCUAGAAGCAUUCUACUCUUUGCUGAUGGACAACCUUUAGGGGAAAAGGGUUUGGACUGGUUGAAAAUUCAUCUCAUUAAUCUCACAGGAUUUAAGAAAAGAGAGCCUAAUGAAGAACGUCUGAAGUAUGCUGAUGUAGUCAUGCCAGAAAUACUUGAUUCAGCUGAUCAUCCUUUUGAGGGUAGGCAAUGGUGGAAAACAUCAGACAAACCAUGGCAAACGCUUGCUUGCUGCAAAGAAAUUGCAAAUGCAAUAAGGCAUCCGAACCCUGCAGAAUAUGUAUCACAUUUUCCUAUUCAUCAAGACGGUUCUUGUAAUGGCUUACAACAUUAUGCUGCUUUAGGGAGAGAUGAAUUGGGGGCAAUUGAAGUUAAUUUACACCCGUCUACAGCACCACAAGAUGUUUAUAGUGGAGUUGCUGCACUGGUUGAGAAAGAAAGAGCUCGGGAAGCAAAAGAAGGUUUAGAAGUAGCUAAACAGCUAGAAGGAUUUGUAAAAAGAAAAGUUGUGAAACAAACUGUUAUGACUUUUGUAUAUGGCGUUACACCCUAUGGAGCCAAAUUGCAGAUUUUAAAACAACUCAAAGAUAUACCAGAGUUUCCUGAGAAAUAUUACCAUGAAGCUGCCAUUUAUUUGAUGAAGAAAACAUUCUUUAGUAUCAGGGAAAUGUUUACUGCUACUAAGCAAAUUCAGGAUUGGUUUACUGAGUGUGCAGAGCAAAUAACCAGGAUAUCUGGUGACACUUUAGAAUGGGUUACUCCUGUAGGUUUACCAGUCAUUCAGCCUUACCACAAAGAAGUAUCGGUAAAAAGUACCUCACACUACAUGACUCAGAUUAAAGAACCACAAUCAAGCUACAAUAGCAAAUUUGAACCUUAUCAAUUGCCUAAUAUUAGAAAACAAAAGAAUGCAUUUGCUCCAAAUUUUAUACAUUCACUCGAUUCUACUCAUAUGAUGUUGACGUCAUUGUUUUGUCAAAGAAAGGGUAUUACAUUUGUUUCUGUUCAUGACUGUUACUGGACUCAUUCUUCAACAGUUGAAAUUAUGAACAAGAUUUGCAGAGAGCAGUUUGUGUCACUGCACAAGGAACCUAUUUUAGAACACCUCUCAGCGUUUUUUCUUAGUAAAUAUGCAAGGGUUGUUGAUCAAAAAGUAUCAUCUAGUAAAUUACAUGAAAAAUCAAGAGUUCAGCUUAGAGAUAUUUUAAGUAAUGUACCUGAGAAAGGUACAUUUAACCUAGAUAAAGUUUUGGAAUCAGUUUAUUUCUUCAGUUAACAGUCAUGAGCAUUUCUUUUCCUUCAAUAAUGCGAAAGCUUCAAGAAAUUUGUAUUUAUCAAAUUGUAAAUAUGUACAGAAAUAAAUUUUAAAACUGUCAAA
Messenger RNA from Parasteatoda tepidariorum (common house spider), 4015 nucleotides. It is a transcript of the gene PolrMT, whose product is annotated as mitochondrial RNA polymerase. Gene Ontology annotation, biological process: mitochondrial transcription. Gene Ontology annotation, cellular component: mitochondrial DNA-directed RNA polymerase complex. The record is from RefSeq and is a predicted model, not a curated record. Gene Ontology annotation, molecular function: protein binding; mitochondrial promoter sequence-specific DNA binding; DNA-directed RNA polymerase activity. Lineage: Eukaryota; Metazoa; Arthropoda; Arachnida; Araneae; Theridiidae.